UUGUUCGCGCGCAAAGAAGGGAGCUCAGUUAUGUCGGACGAAGAAGGGAAAGGGCUGGCGGUUGGUGCACUGGACGUGGUGCUACUGCUGGUUGCCGUGGCUGCCGUAGGUCUCCUGCUAUUGAGGUGGAGAAGGCGCGGGAAGAAAGAGAGCGUGCGGAGCGUCAGCGUACCUUCACUAUCGUUGGGACGUCCAGUUGAGAACUACGGUGGAGUAGGUGGCAACUUCCUGUCCAGAAUGAAAUCCACUAAAAAGCGGGUGGUGGUGUUCUACGGGUCCCAGACAGGAACUGCUGAGGAGUUCUCAUCUCGUCUUGCCAAACAAGCCGCUCGCCACGGGCUGCCGGCGAUGACCUUUGACCCAGAGGAAUGCACUGAUUGGAAGCCCACUCCCCCCUCUCUUUCUCUCCCUUCCUGUGCAGGAGGAUGUGUGUAAACUGGGGGAAGAGAUGGAGGGCUCCCUAGCCGUGUUCUGUGUGGCCACCUACGGAGAAGGAGACCCCACUGACAAUGCACAGGAGCUGUACGACUGGCUAAAGAAUGGAGAUGUUGAUCUCAGCUCUCUCAACUAUACUGUGUUUGCCCUGGGCAACAAGACCUACGAGCACUACAACGCCAUGGGUCGCUUCGUCGACCAGCGUCUUGAGGAACUCGGAGCCACCAGAGUCUUCCAGAGAGGAGAGGGGGAUGAUGACGCCAAUAUUGAGGAGGAUUUUGUGACGUGGUCCGAGGCGCUGUGGCCGGCCGUGUGCCAGAGGUUCGGAGUCGACAGUGCCCUGGACACAAGCAACGUCCGCGAGUACGCUAUCACCGUGCACUCUGACCUCUCCCCCGAGAGGGUCUUCACCGGCGAGCCGCUCAGACUUGGCUCCUUUGCCAACCAGAAACCUCCGUUCAAUAGCAAGAACCCAUUCCUGGCCCCGAUACGGGUGAUCCGUGAGCUCCACAAGGGAGGGGAGCGAUCCUGCAUGCACGUGGAGCUGGACAUCGCUGGCAGUAGGCUCAACUACGUCGCUGGCGACCACCUGGCACUGUUCCCGUCCAAUGACCCCCGGCUGGUGGACAGGGUCGGCGAGCUCCUGGGAGUGGAUCUAGACACCGUCUUUUCUCUUACCAGCACCGAUGAGGCAGCUACAAAGAAAACCCCCUUCCCUUGUCCCACCACCUACCGCACGGCGCUCUCCUACUAUGUCGACAUCACCUCCCCUCCUCGUACCAACGUCUUGAAGGAACUGGCCGAGUACGCCACUGACCCUAAAGACAAGGAAUUUCUCCUGAAGAUUACUUCCUCCAGUGAUGACGGCAAACACCAAUACAGAGAGUGGGUGCUGGAGGACCGAAGGACGCUAGUGGCAGUUCUGGAGGAUCUCCCAUCGUCUCAGACCUCCUCUGGACCACCUGGUGGAGCUCCUGCCUCGACUCCAGGCCAGAUACUACUCCAUCUCCUCCUCACCCAAGAUGAACCCGACGUCAGUCCACGUCACGCAGUGUUAAUUGAUUACACCACUCGUACUGGGCGGAGAAAUAUGGGUGUGGCCACAGGGUGGCUCAAGAGACACCAACAGAAGGUUCAGAACGGUGAGGUGGUGCUGGCUCCAAUCUCCAUCCGUCACUCGAGCCUCCGUCUGCCCUACCACUCCAGUAAGCCGGUCAUCAUGGUGGGGCCCGGGACCGGACUGGCUCCGUUCAGAGGCUUCAUCCAAGACAGAGCGGCUGCCAAACAGUCAGGUAAAGAGCUUGGGGAGACGGUACUGUUCUUUGGCUGUCGCCACAGAGCCGAGGACUACAUCUACGAGGAGGAGUUGGAGGGUUACCGUGACAACGGGGUCCUCAGCGGUCUCCAGGUGGCCUUCUCACGAGACCAGGCCGACAAGGUCUACGUCCAGCACUUGCUGAGGGAGAGUGGAGCUGCGGUCUGGGAGCUAUUGGAGAAACAGGGUUACUUCUACAUCUGUGGCGAUGCACGUCACAUGGCCAGAGAUGUGAUGGGGGCUCUACUGGAGCUGAUCCAGGACAAUGGACACAUGGACUCACAGGCUGCCAGCGAGUACGUCAAGAAACUGCAGAAGAGAAAUCGCUUUCUGCAGGACGUGUGGAGUUAGGCGAAUUAUAGACCAAUUGAUUAUCUAGGGAAAUUCUGUUCAUAGGAAAAGGAAAUAUGGAUCCGACUUUUGUAUACACACAAUUGAAACCCAAUACGGACAUACGUAUACACAGCCAUUAACAGUAGUGCAUGUGCAUGUGACUAGAUGAAUGUAUGCGUAGUAGUGUUGUGUGGAGGUCUGCUUUCACAUGGUGUGGUGUGUACAUAUUAUACUGCUGUCAUGUGAUGGGGAGCUCAAGUCGAGCAGCAGUGCCGACUAGGUCCAUGGCACAGGAAUCGAAACUCAUGCGGUACUUUAUCAUACUCAGCAGGGUGUUGUAGUGAACCACAGCCGCACACACCACGCAGACGUGGAAUAUCUGAUGGCUGCUGGCCCAGGUGUUGAAUUUGCCGGGGAAGAUCCUCUCGGGGAACCGAACCACAUAGAGAACCGCUCCAACGAUGUAGAGACACGCCAUUACUAGAAGACCUUUCCCGGCGUCGAUGACAUGUUGCUUCUCGAUGCCUUCUUCAGCAAUGACGUGGACGGCAGGGACGACGCCGUAUACACCAAACGCGACAAACGUUGUGAACCGCAGCGGUCGGUAUUCGUGCGCAGCAAAACUUCUCCCAAAGCGAGAACACCACGCAAGCCACGCAGAGUACACCGGUGACAGCCAUGUGCGUGUACUUUGCCGCGUCGCUGCAGUAGAAUCCGUAAUAGUAGGCGGGGAUGCUGGAGCCUGUGAUGAGAAUGGCGAUCCCAGAGUAGUCGAGACGACUGAAUAUCUUGUAGACGGACUGCGAGUGGUUGCUGAAGAGAUGAAACAGUGCUGAGAAGGAGAGACAGAUCAUGGCCGCGAGGAAGAAGCAGAAGAGCAUGGCCUGCUCAGUGGCAGGGAGUUGGUAGAUCUCAAUGUCCUCAAACAGAAACGUGAUGUAGUCGCCGUAGACAUAGAUCCCAAGGCAGAGGGCAACAAAGAAGGCAAACCCCAGGAAGUGGGUCCAGAUGUUCCAUGUCUCCGUGUGCAUGCGGAACAUGCUCUUGAAGCAGCCGAGAAACGAGUGCAUCGGUGGGCGAUGCUCUGCCGUCAGGUACUCGUUGUCUUGUAGCCAUUUCGGGAGCUUAUCGAACGGGAGAGCUGUCCAGGCGUAGUGAGAAACUCUCUCAAUGUUGGCUCUUGUCUUCUCCACCUUCUGCAUGAUGUGUGCCUCCAGCUCUCCCACCUUCUCGCUGAUCUUCCUCAGGGAGGCCGCCAUCAGGGAACUGUCGCUAUGGACGCUGGAACUGUCAUCGUCUUCUUCCUCUUCUUCCGUUUCCUCCCGUUCCUCGCUAUCUCCAGUCUCUUCCUCGUCCUCUGUUGUACCCGCGGGGAGCAUCAUAUCUGUCUGCCCUGAAGAUCCGUCGUGGUUCCUUGCAUCAUCCCUCGGUUCCUCGCCUCUUUCAUAAUCAUCUCUUUCGCUAACCGGUGGUUGCUGCCCUUCACCCCGAUCUUUGGGAUCAUCUGGCGUCUCUCUACUCUCCGCUUCUUCCGUCGGUUUGACUCGACGACGCCUUCUUUGGACCGAGCCCGUGCUCGACCUCCUCCAUUGUCUCUCCUGAGCUGAGAUCGACUGACUGCGUU
Geodia barretti is the source of this 3707-nucleotide messenger RNA. NCBI's taxonomy places the organism in Eukaryota, Metazoa, Porifera, Demospongiae, Tetractinellida, Geodiidae. The record is from the annotation of a GenBank genome assembly.